Messenger RNA from Patiria miniata (bat star), 10061 nucleotides. RefSeq names its product chromodomain-helicase-DNA-binding protein 4-like. Gene Ontology annotation, molecular function: ATP-dependent chromatin remodeler activity; DNA binding; ATP hydrolysis activity. Gene Ontology annotation, biological process: chromatin remodeling; negative regulation of transcription by RNA polymerase II. Lineage: Eukaryota; Metazoa; Echinodermata; Asteroidea; Valvatida; Asterinidae. The record is from RefSeq and is a predicted model, not a curated record. The transcript is spliced from 39 exons. The coding region runs from base 186 to 6929 and encodes 2247 amino acids. Gene Ontology annotation, cellular component: chromatin; nucleus.
CGUUUUGCCACCCUUUUGUCGUGGGGGUGAGUCCCUUUUUUUGUCCGUUCUGCGCCAUCUUCGCACCUACCUUCCCCCGGUCCAAAAGGGACUACUCCAGGCACGAUUUAUGUUUUCAUUUCGUCUGGAUUUUUUAACGCUCGGGGUCUGCAGCCACCACGGAGGCAUCCAACGGUCAGGCAAGGAUGCCAGGAGUUGGCAGAAACGAGGAGGACGGCGAGGAAAACUCAUUUGAAAUGGACGAUUCUGUUGAUUAUGGACCGAGUGCACCUACCGAAGGCGGACAUGUCAAUCCUGCGGAAGAGUCACCCCCUUCAAAGAAGAAAAAGAGCAAGAAAACGAAAAAGGAGAAGCGAAAAGAGGGAAAAUCCAAGAAACGCAAGCGCUCUGUGGACCGGGAAAGUGGAGGGGAAAGUGAUUCCCCACUAAGCGACGAUGGCGAGAUCAUCUUCAAACACAAGAGCAAGAAGAAGAAAGACACUCCAAAGGAGAAAGACAUGGGCCCGAAGAGUUCCCUGGAGCUGAUGCGGGAGUUUGGCAUCGAGGAGUUUGAGAUGGAGUACAUGGAUGCUGAUUACGAGAGCCUGAUCAACUACAAGCUCUUCUGCCAGCACGUCCGCCCCCUGGUCAUCGAGAACGCCCCCAAUUUGCCCAUGACCAAAAUGACCACGCUGCUGGCGUCCCUGUGGCGGGAGUUUGCGGCCAGCAACCCCAAGCGGGGCACCACAAGGCCCCCGCCGCCCCAGCUGAUCAUGUCAUCGCCCGAGGCACCUCCGAAGGAGGCCCCUCCCCCGCCACCACCGCCACCAAAGGAGGCGGAGCUUCAAGAGGAGGAGAGGGAGGAGGAGAAAGAGGAGGAGGUAGAAGAGCAGAAGGAGGUCAAGGAAUCUAAAGGUAAGAGCAAAUCAGCCAGCAAAGACAAAUCCAAGGGGAAAAAGAAGAAAGUGGCUCCCCUCAAGAUCAAGAUUGCCGGUCAGUCUGGACGAAAGAGGAAAGCGCACUCAUCGAGCGACAGCGGAAGCAACUUCAGCGAUCAGCUCCCCAGCGACCUGUCGGACGAAGAGGCCAAGAGCGCCCCCUCGGUCCAGUCAGACAGCUCGGCCAGCCGCUCCUCGGCGCGCAAAGCCAAGAAACCCAAGCCCAAGAAGAUGCCGAUCAAGAAGAAGAAGAAAAAGAAGAAAGGCUCAGAGGAAGACGGCUACGAGACUGACCAUCAGGAUUACUGUGAGGUGUGUCAGCAGGGAGGGGAGAUCAUCCUCUGUGAUACCUGCCACCGAGCCUACCAUCUGGUCUGCCUGGACCCAGAGCUGGACGCUGCCCCCGAGGGCAAAUGGAGCUGCCCCCACUGUGAAACGGAGGGUGUGCCCGUGCAGGAAGAAGAACAAGACGAACACAUGGAGUUCUGUCGCGUCUGCAAGGACGGUGGGGAGUUACUGUGCUGUGACCAGUGCCCCUCAUCCUAUCACAUCUUCUGCCUCAAUCCACCACUCAAGGAGAUCCCGGACGGGGAAUGGGUCUGCCCACGAUGCUCGUGUGAGCCACCCAGGGGCAAAGUUCAGAAGAUCCUGACCUGGCGUUGGACCUCGCCCCCUGUCAACACGGACCCCCUGGACCCGGAGUGCGGCAGCCCCACCAAGAAGGAGCCCGGCCUGAAACCCACCCGGGAAUUCUUCUGCAAAUUCCACGGCAUGUCCUACUGGCACUGCGACUGGGUCUCGGAGCUACAGAUGGAAGUGUUCCACAUUAUCUUAUACCGUAACUACAGCCGCAAGUUUGACAUGGAGGAGCCUCCUCCUUUGGAAGACGGGGAGACCUACGGAGGCAACUGGCGGCACAAACACGGCAACAAAGGCAACGAUGAGCACCACAUCAACCUGGAGGAGAAGUUCUAUCGCUACGGCGUGGCUCCAGAAUGGCUCCAGAUACAGAGAAUCAUCAACAAACAGGUGCGUCCUCGCUCGGGCAAGACCCUGUAUCUGAUCAAGUGGCGCUCGCUGAACUACGACAACUGUAGCUGGGAACACAACGAUCUACUGGAUGAUAUCCCUGACGGACCCAAGCACAUCGAUUACUACAACUCACACAAGAGAACCAUGCACACACCGGUGGAAACCAAAGUGAGCAAAAAGAAGAAGGGGGGAAAGGGCAAAAAGUCCAAGAAAGAGGAGAAAGAGGAAGAAGAGGAGAAAAUCGAUCCGAAGAAAAAGUACGAGGAGCAACCGGCCUUCGUCUCGGCCUGCGGAGGCAAUCUCCACGACUACCAGUUGGAAGGACUGAACUGGCUGAGGUACUCCUGGGCUCACCGGCUCAGCUGCAUCCUGGCUGAUGAGAUGGGACUGGGCAAGACCAUCCAGACCAUCGCAUUCCUGUACUCCCUCUAUAAGGAGGGUUUGAGCAAGGGCCCCUUCCUGAUCAGCGCCCCCUUGUCCACCAUUGUCAACUGGGAGAGAGAGUUUGAAUUCUGGGCACCAGACUUCUACGUGGUCACGUACUGCGGUGACAAGGACAGUCGCGCUACCAUCAGAGAGCACGAGUUCUCCUUUGAAGAGGACGCGGUGCGCGGAGGCAAGAAGGCUUACCGGAUGAAGAAAGACAGCGUGGUCAAGUUCCACGUUCUCCUGACGUCGUACGAGUUGGUCACCAUUGAUAACUCCACCCUGCAGUCUGUGGACUGGGACGUUCUGGUGGUGGACGAAGCUCAUCGACUCAAGAACAACCAGUCUAAGUUCUUCAGGGUCUUGUCGGCGUAUACCAUCGGCCACAAGCUGCUGUUGACCGGUACCCCGCUACAGAACAACCUGGAGGAGCUGUUCCAUCUGCUCAACUUCAUGAGCCCCGAUGAAUUCUCAAAUCUGCAAGUGUUCCUGGACGAGUUUGAGGACAUCUCCAAGGAGGAUCAGAUCAAGAAGCUGCACGACCUGCUGGGGCCUCACAUGCUGCGACGUCUCAAGGCCGACGUCCUGAAGGGCAUCCCAUCCAAGAGCGAGUUCAUCGUCAGGGUGGACCUCAGCCCCAUGCAGAAGAAAUACUACAAGUACAUUCUGACCAGGAACUUUGAGGCCCUGAACACCAAGGGCGGAGGCAACCACGUCUCCCUCCUCAACGUCAUGAUGGACUUGAAGAAGUGUGCCAACCACCCCUACCUGUUCCCAACGGCUGCUAUGGAGGCACCGCGCAUGGCCAACGGUGCCUUUGAGCCCAAGUCCCUGGUCAAGGCCUGCGGCAAACUCAUGCUGCUGGAGAAGAUGCUGGAGAAACUCAAGGUGGAGAACCACAGGGUGCUCAUCUUCUCACAGAUGACGAAGAUGCUGGACAUUCUGGAAGACUUUCUGGAGGGCACCGGUUACAAAUAUGAACGUAUUGAUGGUGGCGUCACUGGUAGCAUGCGACAAGAGGCCAUAGACAGAUUCAAUGCUCCCGGAGCAGAGCAGUUUGUCUUCCUCCUGUCCACCAGGGCUGGAGGGUUGGGCAUCAACCUGGCCACGGCCGACACGGUCGUCAUCUUCGACUCGGACUGGAACCCCCACAAUGACAUCCAGGCCUUCAGCCGCGCCCAUCGCAUCGGCCAGUGCAACAAAGUCAUGAUCUAUCGCUUUGUUACGCGGUUCUCCGUGGAGGAGAGAAUCACGCAGGUUGCCAAGAAGAAGAUGAUGUUGACCCAUUUGGUGGUGCGUCCAGGCCUGGGCUCGGCCGCCAAGGGUGCCAUGUCCAAGAAGGAACUCGACGACAUCCUCAAGUUUGGCACUGAUGAGCUGUUCAAGGAUGAAAUCACCCAAGACGAGGGCAACGAGGGGACCAUCACCUGGGAUGACCGGUCAGUCUCGGACCUCCUGGACCGGACCAAGGAAGGCAUCGAGCAGAAGGACAUGGCCGACGAUUACCUCAACUCCUUCAAGGUGGCUAGCUACGUCAUCAAGGAAGAGGAGGAGGAAGAAGAAGAAGAGGUGGAGACAGAAGUCAUCAAGCAGGAGCUGGAGCCGUCAGACCCAGCCUACUGGGAGAAGCUACUGAGACACCACUACGAGCAGCAGCAAGAGGACCUGGCCCGCACCCUAGGCAAAGGCAAACGCAUCCGCAAGCAGGUCAACUACAACGACGCUGGGCAGGAUGACUCAGGUGGGAUGAGAGGGAAGGGCUGGGACAACAAGAUAAACGACAACUACAGCGACUACUCACACUCGGACAACGAAGAAGAUGAUGAGGACUUUGACGAGAAAGCCGAACUCCGCCCAAGACGACGAGACAGGGACAAGCUUCCCCCGCUCCUGGCUAGAGUGGCUGGCUCCAUUGAGGUGCUUGGGUUCAACACCCGUCAGCGCAAGGCUUUCCUGAAUGCCAUCAUGCGUUGGGGCAUGCCGCCUCAAGACCCAUACAACUCACAGUGGCUGGUGAGGGAUCUGCGAGGCAAACCAGAGAAGCAUUUCAAAGCCUACGUUGCUCUGUUCAUGCGUCACCUGUGCGAGCCUGGUUCAGACGGGGCGGACACAUUCGCCGACGGAGUGCCGCGGGAAGGACUGUCCAGACAACACGUACUGACCCGCAUCGGUGUCAUGAGCCUCAUACGCAAAAAGGUGCUAGAGUUUGAGCCUAUCAACGGCAGCAUCAGCGUCCCCGAGCUGGUCCCCAACCCGGGCUCCGUCCUAGACAACUUCAAGUCAGACUCCCGCAAGUCCUCCCGGACCGCCUCCCCAGCUCCGACCCCGGCAAGCACCGAUUCCCCGGUACCCACCCCGCUGGCGACCGCUGCUGCCUCCCCGGCGACCACCGUGGAUUCCUCCAAGCCCGAGGACAUGGAGGCAGGUACCUCCGAGCAGAAGGAGAAAGACUCGGCUGCCGAGGCCAAGACGACAUCUGAGGCAGACAAGGAGACAUCCGAGCCAGACAAGGAGACAUCCGAAGCAGCCAAGGAGACAUCCGAAGCAGCCAAGGAGACAUCCGAAGCCUCCAAGGAGGAGCAGGAACCAGAGACUAAGAAGGAAGAACAAGAUGCUGAGGAGCCGAUGGAGGUGGACAAGAAGGAAGAGGACAGGACCAAGACAGAAGAAGGAGAGAUGACCGAGCCAGACAAAACACCAAAGGAUGAAGUUGUGAAAGAAAAGCCAGAUGUUACAGAGAAGAGCCCAGCAGAAGAGGAAAAGAUGGAAACGGACGAACCGGAAGCAUCCAAGGAAAAGCCGUCAGAGGAGGCCAAGACGUCCGACGACGCAGAGGCGAAGGAGGAACCGGCUGACGUGACCCCCAAGACGGAAGAGGAAAAGACAGAGGAGCCAGAAGGGAAUGAGAAAGAGGCCACCGUCAAAGAAGAAACGGUCAAAGAAGAAACGGACAAAGAAGAAACGGACAAAGAAGAAGAGGUAAAAGAAGAAAAGGACAAGGAAGAAAAGGACAAAGCUGACGACAAACAAGGGGAGGCGGAGACGAAGAAAGAAACUACAGAGGUGAAAGAGGAAGCCAAAGACGCAAAGGAAGAGAACGCGGACAAGAAAGACGCCAAGAGCCCGGACGCGCCGAAAGACAGUCCCGCCGAGAAGGACUCGGACUCGGACGUCGUGGAGGUCAAGGACGAGACGGAGAAAAAACCCGCGACCGAGAAAGACGACGCCAAGAAAGAGGAGGCCGUCAAGAAACCGGAGAAGAAGGAAAAGCGGCUGUUUGUCUUCAACAUCGCGGACGGAGGGUUCACCGAGCUGCACACGCUCUGGCUGAACGAGGAGCGGGCCGCCAAGAGUGUAGGGGAGAGAGCCAACGAGAUCUGGCAUCGCAAACAUGACUUCUGGCUGCUCAGCGGCAUCGUCAAACACGGCUACGGUAGAUGGCAGGACAUACAGAACGACCUGUGCUAUGCUAUCAUCAAUGAACCCUUCAAAGUAGACCUGGGCAAAGGCAACUACCUGGAGAUCAAGAACAAGUUCCUGGCUAGAAGAUUCAAGCUCCUAGAGCAGGCCCUAGUCAUCGAGGAGCAGCUACGCCGUGCGGCCUACCUCAACCUAACCCAGGACCCUAACCACCCGGCCAUGGCCCUCAACGCACGCUUCGCGGAGGUGGAAUGCCUGGCCGAGAGCCAUCAACACCUGUCCAAGGAAUCGCUGGCGGGCAACAAGCCUGCUAACGCUGUACUGCACAAAGUCCUCAACCAACUGGAGGAGCUCCUGAGCGACAUGAAAUCGGACGUUGCCCGUCUCCCAGCCACCUUAUCCCGCAUCCCGCCCGUCGUAGCCCGCCUGCAGAUGUCAGAGCGCAGCAUCCUGAGCCGACUGGCCAACCGCGACGGCCACUCUGCUGCACAGGCCCAGCCCCAACAGAUUGCUCAACCUCUGUCUCAAGGGGUUGGCAACAAGACAGCAGGUGGGGCCACCUCCUCUGCGGCCGCCGCGUACGCCAAUUAUGCCAGCAAAGGGGCGGGGUCGGGAGGCAGCUUUGCAGGCGGGAGCCAGCAGGGGCGACGCCCGAUCAUUCAGCAUGGCCCCGCCCAAUUUACCGGGGUCCAGACCAACCAUUUCGGGCAGACCAUCCAGACCAUCCCCCAGGGUAACGUUCAGGUCCUGCCGGACCCUAGCCACACGGUCAUCAUCAAGAACCAGUCUGGUACCCCGUCCACCCAGGCCACGGGAGGCAGCAAUUACUACACCACCAUGCUGAGUAACGCCUCGAGCGCCAUCUCUAAUUCAGUUGUGUUGAGUGGGGACAUGAUGGGUUUGCUACCUGACGCCCCUCAAAAAUCACUCCGAGAAAAACACAAAGGCCAUCAUCAUCGUCAUCAUCACAAGUCAAAGGCCAGGAUGGGAGGCAGAUCAGAUGAUCAUCGAAGGCUGUCCCAGCAUGCGGCUACGUCCCUGGCCAACCUCCAGCAGCUGCGGUCAGCGAUUGCCGCACGCAGCCUGGCCACGUCUGCUGGAGCCUCCACCUCAGCUAAGACUACCAAAGAUUAACCCCUUCCUUAGAAUGGUAGUUACAAAUAGUGAGGUUUUGCAAGCGAACGGAUAUGUCCUCAGGUCGUGUAGUUUUGUGACGUCAUAUGCAACACACUACAAGGAUAGUGCCUGUUACGCGUCAGCGUGAAAAGCAUAUUUAAUUGUCAAUUUUCACCCUCUUUUCCAAUAAUAGGCAUGCAACUUUUCAUUGGAUCAGCCGAUUUCCUCUAAAAAAAAAAAUUGAAAAACAUUUAGAAAGUCUUGUAAAUCUUUGAAUUUCCAUUUUUUGGGGUUACUUUCCAGUUGCAUGCCUGUAAUAAGGUAAUACAUCUUGAAUGAUUUGAAAGAGGAUGCAUUGGUUAACAUACAUAUGUGACAUUUGUCAGUGUUUCAAAGCAAGAUUAGCUGCAAAUAUGGGGCUAUCAUUAAGGGCUGCCAUUUUGGAUCACUGCUUUGGUAACGAUAAACGCGUACACAAUGUGAAACAACAGAUUAAAGAUGAUAACCGUUACGUGUGCUAAACGUAUGCGUACACGUAUCUGAUCGGUUGCAAAACCUCUCAUAUCUUCUGCAAGAUCCCACCUAUCCUGUCACCCUGACAACAACACAAAUUUCAACUCUUUAGAUGGACAGCUGGAAACUGUACCUAAUUUGCAUAACAAAGGCUCCCUCCUGGUUGUAUACACACAUGCUGAUACAGGGACUGGUUUAAAAAGUUGAAGAGAAAUUACGAGCGAGUUGGAUUUAUUAAGCAAAAAUGUAUGUGUGUGUCUUUCUUGUACUGUGUUGUUUCACACUUUUAGAUCCAUUUGAAAAUAAGCACUACAGUGUAUUGUAUAAUUAGCACACGUUCAUUCAGUCAAGUUAGACUUUUGUGGAAUGUGACCACUUGUUAGGAAAUGGGACCUUAGAGUGCUGCCAAACAGAAACCAUUGCUUAGCCAAUAAGCCAAUUUGCGAAUUCAGUUCGAGGUGCCCUGACUUGCUCGAACGCUUGGCACUUUUUAACUUUGAAUUCUCCCGACCAACGAGACUGUUGCUAUAUCACGUGAUUCGGGGCAAGCCUUACGCCAGCAACCCCCAGCUCCGGAAUGGUCUGGUGUCUUUGUACCAUUCUCACCCAAUGCGUUGAUGCUGAGCAUCUCUUACGUAACUAAGAGCUUGCCCCGAAUCGUGUGAUAUAUUAAUGGUGUCUUCGGUCUGGAGAAUUCAGAGUUAAAACGUGUGUGGCGUUAUGAACAAGUCAGUGUACCAGAUGUUAUUCAAAUUGAACUCGCCUUUACCGGUAGGUUAUUCGCAAAUUGCUUAUUCCCGGCUGAGUGCAAAAUCAGCAGUGUACCAGUUGCCCCCAGUUUAGCGGCAUGAGAAUUUGGCUGGUAAACCGUGUUUACUGUGAUUAGCAAUUAAUGAACAGAGGGCAGCUUAUCAAGACUGCUGGCCACUACAAUUCAGCCAAAUGUCAUCACAUAUUGGACAUUAAUGGCCACAAUUUGCAGGGAAAACAAUCUCCAAAAAUGCAAUCCCUCCACUUGGACAUAAUUUCUUGUUGUAUAUAUAUCAACAUUUUGUCUGUGUGUAUAUAAUGGAUGUCAAUGCUGCAACAUAGAGAAGAAGGUUACACAGUAUUUUGUUAAUUAAAAUUUGAAGAAAAAAAAGGUAAAGACCUGAAAAAGUCUACAGUAUUAAAGACAAUGUGUUGUGCAUGAAUAUUAACGUCACAGUUAUACAUGUAGUUUUUAAAAAGCAAGCUUUUUCUGCAUGUGUUUUGGGUCAACAAAAAGUUGCACUGUAAUGUAAAGAAUGUGCUUUAACCUUUUGGGGUGGGUUUUGAAAAAUCAAUGUCAGACAUUGAUUGAUUUUUUUUGUUACUGGAGAUAUCGAAAACUUUUUAUGUUAUUUUUGUACGAAUUUAAAGAAAAUCCUCUAAAAGUUUUGACAAAUUAUCAGUCUGAUGAUGGUAUUCAUAAGGAAGACUAAUUUAAAAAGUUUGUGUUUCUAUCUUCUUUUCAAAUUGUGUACUAUUUUCUUCUAUAUUUCAGUUAUCGUUUAUAAUUAUGACUUGAGCAAUGCAUGUUGUUUCACCUGAGGAGGGGAACAGCAAGCAGACUUAGCCCCAGUUCAGACAGGCGUUCUACAGUCGCGCCGAACCAAAUGAAAGGCAAGAUUUGAAUUAUUACAUGUACAUGAAAAAUUCGAGGUCUGAAACAAUUAGGAGACCGCCAGAUGACAGAAGAUCAACAGUCGUAGCCGUUCAGAAUGACUAAGGAGCGACUUGAUUACAGACGUCGCUCUAAUCAUGAGCCGAAUUCAAUGCAAAUGUAGUGACCUUGCGACAUAUCACACAAGCCGCCCAUAAAUUAGGACUGCAGGCAAUUUGAUUAACGCAUGACGCAGUGCUUAAAAUUUGAAAGUUUUCUUGUUGCAGAAUCGAUCCUUUCAAACACGAGAUUUUGACAUCGCGUUAUAGAGCAACACAAGAUACAACAACAGAAUUUUAACAAAAAACUGAGACUUCCAGUAUCCAUACGGUACAGGCAUCGCACAGUUUUGAAAAAUAAAUGUUCAUAUGUGAUGUGAUGUGCAAAAGAUAAUGUGAAUUGUGAACGCAUAUGGUGUGCUAGCGGUAUGGCUAGCUGUCUUCGAUACGCGCGCAGUACACUCUGAAUAGUCAAUCAGUGCCAGUUUAGUGAAGGAAGGGGCAUGCAGCCCAUAUGCAUCAACGGCGCUGCGCAAUGUCAGCUUGUUGCUAAGAUCUGUGUUCAAUUGUUUGUACACAAUACUCCAGUGUAUUAAGUUUGCUUGUCUGAAACAAAAAAUUGAAUUGGGUCGACCUUGAGUUGCUCAUAAUCAAUUUAGUUCGGCGCGAUUCCUGAAGGCCUGUGUGAACCGGGGGUGACAAGGGACUCCUCAAAUCUGCUUUAAAAAAAAAUGUUUAGCAGAAAAUUAUGCUGAGCACUUUUCUUUAUUCAAUCAUUUGUACAUUUUUUCAUUAAAACAGAAAGGGGAAAAAAAAUUGGGAAAAUUGAAAGGGAAAACUGUUUACCUUCACGCCUUGUAAAUGCUUUGGUCGCUUUGCACGUGUUUGUCUUGUGUGCCUACUUGUUCAUGUGCACAAAUAAAUAAACAGAGAGAGAAAGAAUCCUAAACUGAG